Messenger RNA from Schistosoma curassoni, 1046 nucleotides. Lineage: Eukaryota; Metazoa; Platyhelminthes; Trematoda; Strigeidida; Schistosomatidae. The record is from the annotation of a GenBank genome assembly.
CACAAUUUCGUUUAGACUCAUCUUAGAGCAAUAAUUUUUGUGCAGGGACUUGUAAUCCUAUCUCAAUCCGUUUUUCAGAUUCUCUUUGUAGAAUAUCGAUAUACUUACAAAUAAUCAGAUGUCUAAACAUUUAUUAUGGUUCUCCCACAUUGAUCGGUGUAGGGUUGCAGAAACUGAGGGAGUGUACUGAUACUUAAAGUGUUGUUUUUUUCCUGAGAUUUAUUACACAAAUUAUUGGACACCCUGAGCUUUAUCGUUACUACUAAACUAUUUUGACUGAACUACCAUCAUUUCACUACCAGACCAAAGUUCUUAUUUUUACAAUACUGAAUUAAUAUCUGCUCGUUCACGUUGUUCUUUUUCACCAAAUUCUAAUCUCACAGAACAACAGAAUUCAUGAUAAUUUUGUAAGAAAUAAUCAUGCAAUAUGGAAAAUUGUAAAAUUAAUCUAAUUGGAAAUUCAACGGAUGUUGAACUGAUCACUUCUCUCGAAGAUUAUAAAGAACCGGUGCGUAGAGUGCGUCCAGAUGCAUGUAGAAAGUCUAUACAAGCAAGAAGAUGUGUUCAACAUUUGAAAAGAUUGAAAACGCGUUCAAGUAAACUUCAGUACAAUUCAACUAUUCAAGAUAACCAAUAUCAACUAUCAUACGAACUGUUUAAUUCAAUGCAAGAUCUAGGUUCAAUCUCCUUAACUUUAAAUAAUAAUAAUAAUAACAACAACAAUAAUAAUAAUAAUACUAGUAACUGUUCACAACUUCCUCAACGAAAAAACAUUCUUUCAUAUAGAGAUUAUUUAGCCUUACCAAUUGAAAUACGUUAUCCAUACAAUUACGUCAGUGAUUUAUUUGAAGAUGCUCAUCCUGAAAAUGCUGACAGCAAUCGGAAUAAUAAUAAUUAUGAAGAGUAAAUAAUAUAGUUAUGUUAACAUCUGAAAAGGGGAUAAACCAACUUUACUACAUACAGAUAAUAUAUUAACCAAUUGAUUUCAUUUUUUAUCAUUUCAAUAGUGAUGUGUUUAUUUAUAUAAAUAAAAAAUUACAUUUCAC